AUGGAGUGGCCGCCGGAAGGGGAAAACGACGCCGAGGCUUAUCCCAUCACGCAUCAACACUACGCGCUCUUCCACACCAUCGACCGCGCCCUCUACACGAUCCUCGCCAUCCACCUCUGCCGCGACCCGGCCGAGUCCCUCCACGUCGUCGCCCUCCUCCUCUGGCUCGAGCGCAACGGCUUCCCCCACGCCGUCAAGAGCGUCCUCUCGCUUCCCAGGAUGCUCGUCGGCGACCUCGCCGACGAGGCCAUGGCCUGCCUCAACUUCAUCUUCAACCACGGCGAGUCCUCCUCGGACGGCGGUGCCGAUGUCCCCCUCAUGCGGGGCGUCAUAGGCCGGCGCAUCUCCGCGCGGUUCCUCCGAGAGAACCGGCACGAUGCCCGCCGAGUGAUCUCGAAAAUCAUCGACACCGUGUGCGUUAGGGCUCUGAACGACAUAAUGCAGAAGGCCUUUGCGAGAAGGAACCCGUCCCCGUCAAUGUCCCCGGCCAGCCUCCCGGACCGCCCUGCAUUUCCAGGGAUGAGGCCACGCAGGAAUGAGAACGAGAACGGGAACGGGAACGGGAACGCAGACGACCACGUCGUGAUCAACCAGCAUGUCCCCGUCGGCCAUCAGAACCGAAGGUACUGGCUCGGGAGAGAGGAGGCCGAGGCCGUGCCUGUGCCCGUGCCGCCUGAUGAUCGGACAUUAUUCGUAACCUUCUCGAAGGGGUACCCAGUGCACGAGUGGGAGGUGGUGGAGUUCUUGACGAGGGCGUUCGGGGACUGCGUGGAGGCGCUGCACAUGCAGGAAGUGCAGACGGGCGAGCAGCCGCUGUUCGCACGGGUCGUGUUCCAGUCGGCCUCGACGAUCGAUCAGGUGCUUGGCACCUCGGGCAAGGCCAAGUUCAUCAUCAACGGCAAGCAUGUCUGGGCCCGAAAGUUCGUGCCGAAACGCAACCACAGUCACAGAGCGGUUCAUCAACCUCCUCCUCCUCCUCCUCCGCAGCCUUACAACUUGCCGCCUCAUUUCCCAUUUUACCGUGAGGGCUGA
This is a messenger RNA of Rhodamnia argentea, 1032 nucleotides long. RefSeq lists its product as uncharacterized. The transcript has a single exon. Bases 1 to 1032 code for a protein of 343 amino acids. The record is from RefSeq and is a predicted model, not a curated record. NCBI's taxonomy places the organism in Eukaryota, Viridiplantae, Streptophyta, Magnoliopsida, Myrtales, Myrtaceae.